This is a messenger RNA of Fomitiporia mediterranea MF3/22, 1074 nucleotides long. RefSeq lists its product as uncharacterized. The transcript has 2 exons. The record is from RefSeq and is a predicted model, not a curated record. Gene Ontology annotation, molecular function: four-way junction DNA binding. Gene Ontology annotation, cellular component: centrosome; replication fork; Rad51B-Rad51C-Rad51D-XRCC2 complex. Lineage: Eukaryota; Fungi; Basidiomycota; Agaricomycetes; Hymenochaetales; Hymenochaetaceae. The coding region runs from base 1 to 1074 and encodes 357 amino acids. Gene Ontology annotation, biological process: DNA strand invasion; double-strand break repair via homologous recombination.
AUGCUGCCGAACAAUAGCCCUUCUGUUUCGCAAAUGCUAUCCGAAAUCAAAACGGAAACAGCAUCCCAAGUUUCAUCGCCUCCUGGAUCUACUGGCCUACCAGGCCUUGACAUCCACCUCAUUACUGGCACAAAUACCGGCGCGUCCCCUAGUUCGUCUCUCAACAGAGGCGAUGUGAUUGAAAUACAAGGGCCUGCUGCCUCUGGAAAGACUAGGCUCACUUAUCACUUCGUCAUUCAAUGCAUUCUCCCAAGACAAUACCAUCUCCCUCCAGGAAAUGUCCAUACUGAACUUGAUGUCGGAGGCUGGGAGAAGGUCGCAAUAAUCAUGGAUACAGACGGGCGAUGGAACGUCCAGAGACUUAUUUCGCUCCUUAUUCAACGGGUGGAGAAAUCUCUACUGGAUGACCAAAUAGAAACGCGACCAAUCGUCAGCGAGAUCGUCUCAAAGUCCAUGCAGAGGCUGCACAUUUUCCGACCGAAGACAUCUGCCUCACUAGCGGCCACACUAUUCCGUCUACCAUCCUACCAUGCAGAACAUCUCCCUACUCAGGAGAUAGCCUUACUUGUCAUUGACUCAAUCAGCACAUUCUACUGGAUAGACAGAUACAGCGUCGAGCAACGACAUGGCGCUUCUGACAGGAAAGACAUUCCGAAUCCCCUGAGUCGUGUCCUAAUUGCUCUUCAGGAGUUUCGACUAAGCCACAGCCCGGUCAUACUACUGACGAACUGGGGACUCUCUCCUGCUUCAAAAUCCUCCGUUCACGGGCGGCUAGAUGAACCAAGUGCAGUUCCAUCACCAUUUUAUCGCCAACAUCUUCACCCCUUUCCCGCACCCUUUGAGAAUCCACCUCGCAUACUACCAAAUGCACAUCUCUUACCGCCGAUAACGCAUCACAUCACCCUGAUCCAGCCCUCCAUUAACAACGUGGCUUCAGAAGCAACAAAUUUGCAGGAAGCAUUAGACUUGGCUGCGAGAUGGGUCGGAACAAAAGACGAGAUAAUGGGUCUUCUCAGGACUGUUGAGACGGGCAGGAUUGCAAACUUCACAGUCAGAGAUGGUGACGUGUUGUAA